Messenger RNA from Bombyx mandarina (wild silkworm), 1304 nucleotides. It is a transcript of the gene pasi2, whose product is annotated as Protein pasi2. The record is from RefSeq and is a predicted model, not a curated record. Gene Ontology annotation, biological process: septate junction assembly; establishment of glial blood-brain barrier; regulation of tube length, open tracheal system. Gene Ontology annotation, cellular component: plasma membrane. Lineage: Eukaryota; Metazoa; Arthropoda; Insecta; Lepidoptera; Bombycidae.
UACAGGCGUGGCCUUUUGAAUCAAAUGCAUUUAUUACCAUAAGACUAUGUACAUUUAAACUUAAAAUAGCCUGGUUGCGUAUAAAUAAGAAUUUUGAAUGUGCUUUAGACGAGAGGAUCUGCGUAAUUAAAGAUUUCAUGGUGUUACAGCUUCGACACUAAUAAAACGAAUUCAAAAAUGUACGGUCGAAAAACACCGACCACUUAUCGUUCUACACCGUCUGUGUAUUCUCAUUACACAGGGAAGUCAUCAACAAAUCUACGCUCAUCAAAGUCGGUGAGAUCCCUACGAGUUCCAUGGUACCAGAAGCCAAUAUUACAUGAUGCAGUCAUUUUGGACCUGCAGAGAGGAUCAUUGCUCACUGCAUUUCUUUCUUUGUUCAUGUCAAUUUUCACAUUUGCACAAAGUGUUUUCGACUUGUACUGCCUUUACAUGGCGAUGCCUGGAUCCCAUCAUACUGGUUUCUAUGUUGUCAGUUAUGAAUUUGUCUACGUUGGAAGCCCCCCAGUACGCAAUGUUUUGAUAAUAUUUUCGCUUUUCUCAUGGUUGGGUUCCAUCGCCGUGUUGAUAACGAGCAUAAUAUUAAUCAACGCUUUAAGGAAGGAAUACGAAAAGCGAACGGUUCCCUGGCUGUACGCCUUCGGAGUUUUCAUAAUUUUCCGUUUCUUCGCGUUUAUUUUCGCUUCGAUAGUGAACGACAUGAUAUUCGCUUACAACAUCAUGAUGUGCUUAAUAUGGAUAGUGUUCUGCGUGGGUGGCGUCUACGGUUGGCUGCUAGUGUAUAGCCUGUAUCUAGAACUGGCCGAUCUGACGAAGCUCGAGGACUUGGCGCAUCUGAGGAUGGGAACAAUGGCGUCGUUGAAUGCGUCCAUAGCUGGGUCGCGACCGACCACCCCGCACAGCACGGUGUCCACGAUGCCGGCUUCGCAGAUAUGAUGCCACGAGGCGCAGGGUUCGAUUCCUGAGUGUGUUCCGCUUAAUGAAAGUCUCGAAACCCCUGUAUGAUAUUUUUUUUUCUUCUAAUCAAUUCCACCGUAACAACUACGCAAUGUAUUCACGCGCUAUACAUUGACUUCAGUAAUGAUCUGAUGUUUUCAAAAUCGAUUUUAUUAAUCGAUAUUUUUUUAUAACUACAACUUCUUAUGUGUGUAAUUUUGUAUUAAUGAGGGUAGAAGUAAGAAGCACAGUCUUCUAUAGGGGGACAAGUUGAUAAAGUGUCCCCCUGUAUGUACACAGUAAGUUGCUGUUGGAAGACUCACCGAAAUAGCGCUAGUGUAGUAGAUUCUGCGAAGCACGGCUCUUGC